Messenger RNA from Tripterygium wilfordii, 1056 nucleotides. RefSeq names its product thylakoid lumenal 16.5 kDa protein, chloroplastic. The transcript has 4 exons. Bases 150 to 839 code for a protein of 229 amino acids. Lineage: Eukaryota; Viridiplantae; Streptophyta; Magnoliopsida; Celastrales; Celastraceae. Gene Ontology annotation, biological process: photosystem II repair. The record is from RefSeq and is a predicted model, not a curated record.
ACUAUAACCCCCUAAGCAUUUGAAAAAUGAGUGGAUCAGAUUACAGAAUCCAGCAACCUUAUCCUCUCUUGAUACAAGAAACUGCAGCAUACCCUCUUAGUUUUUCCCACAAAAAUUACCAGAAAAAUUUCGUUUGAAGGAAUUCAGGAAUGGCAUCAACAUUUCUGUCAACUGCAAACACAUUCCUCCACUCCACCUUGUCAUCUUCUUCAACAUCUUCCUCCUCCUCCUCUUCAUCUUCUUCUUCAACUGCAUUAGUUUGUCCAGAUGUGAAGAGAAAAUUCACACUUUGCAAGGCAAUAAUGUGUGAUUCAGAACCUUCAUCUUCUCUAGGGGUUUUAACAAAAAGGGGAUUUUCUGUUUGCUUCAUCACCAGCUUAUUCUUCUCAUUGGGUAGUGCCAAGGCAGCAAUUUUAGAAGCUGAUGAUGAUGAAGAGCUCUUGGAGAAAGUGAAGAAGGACAGGAAGAAAAGGCUGGAAAGGCAAGGAGUCAUAGAUUCAUCUAAAAAGGAAAAAGGUUACUUGCAGGAUGCUGUGUACCAGUUGAGCAAAGUAGGUGAAGCCAUCGACAAUAAGGAUCUGUCUGCAGCUAGUUCUGUUCUUGGGAGAAGUACUGAUACGGAUUGGGUCCAAAAGGCUAAUAUAGCCUUCACUAAGCUGAGCUCCAGUCCCGACGAGAAAACUCAGGUUGAAGUGUUCAAUUCCUCGCUUGCUUCCUUAAUAUCUUCAGUUACAAGCAAAGACAUUGAAUCCUCCAAAACUGCUUUUGUGUCAUCAGCCACUGCACUUGAGAAAUGGAGUUUCUUGUCAGGGCUUGUUGAACAACUUAAGGGGCUCUAAGAGUGUCAGGCCAUUGGUUUUAACUUUAUGGAACUUGUUCAAAUAGAAAUUUGGAGUUCCAUUGCUUAGCCUUUCCUCAUAUUUUUCCAGUGUUCUCUAAAGUCCGAGAUCAACAGGCUAAAUUUGCCAUAAAUUUUGUUGUGAUUGUUCUUUUACAUUAGUGAAUUCUCCUAUUCUGACACUAAGACAUGCAGAAACAUACAUCAAUGGUGCUUUA